Messenger RNA from Rotaria socialis, 567 nucleotides. Lineage: Eukaryota; Metazoa; Rotifera; Eurotatoria; Philodinida; Philodinidae. The record is from the annotation of a GenBank genome assembly.
AUGUAUUUGACACUGAUAGCAGCAAAGACUACUCACUGUUUUUUCAUUACUUUCAUAUUAUUUCUUUCAAUCUUUAUUGAUAAAAUUUCGACAUCAGCAGGUUAUUGCUACCAAUGCAAUUCAAGAAAUCCAUCAUGUCGUAUUGAUGUUAAUACUACAAUUAGAAUCGAUGCAACACCAUGUAAUGGGCAAUGUUAUACACGUAUAAAUCGUGAUGAUAAAAAUACUAUUUAUCGAGGUUGCUCAUGGGAGCAUGGUUUCAUGAAUCACCAAGAACCGAAUACACUUGUUAUAGAAAAAAAUUCUGUUUGGAUUUUUUGUGAUACACCUUAUUGCAAUGUUGAAGCAACGGCUCUAUUAAAUACUGUUUGUUUUCAACCGGUUUGUAGUUUUCUUAUUUUUCCUCAAGAUUGCCGAUUGCCUAAUGCUGAUAUAACAUGCGGACGAUUUUGUGGUAAUAUAUUAUGUGGUUCACGUCCAAUUCGUCUUCAUAAUCGUAAUCGCAACCGUUAUCAAAAUCGUAAUCGUAUUCGCAUUCGUAAUAGAAAACCCAAUCGACGAGUUUAA